Molecule: messenger RNA, 1273 nt
Organism: Helianthus annuus (common sunflower)
Lineage: Eukaryota; Viridiplantae; Streptophyta; Magnoliopsida; Asterales; Asteraceae
Product: salicylate carboxymethyltransferase
Exons: 4
Coding region: 82-1164 (360 amino acids)
Biological process (GO): methylation
Molecular function (GO): S-adenosylmethionine-dependent methyltransferase activity
Source: RefSeq, a predicted model, not a curated record
AAGUAUAAAGAGGGGAUAAGUGGUAAGUAGAUCUCACACUCAAACUCAAAUAUCACAACCAUUACUAGCUAUUGAGCAAUAAUGGAUGUUGAGAAAGUCUUCCACAUGAAUGGUGGGCUUGGUGAACAUAGCUAUGCCCAGAAUUCAUAUCUUCAGAAAAAAGGUUCAGAUAUGGUGAAACACAUAACACUCAAAAGCCUUGAGGAAACCUACGUUUCUACAACACCAGAAAGCUUAGGCAUAGCCGAUCUUGGCUGUUCUUGUGGCCAAAACACCUUAUCAACCAUCAGAGAAAUGGUCGAAGCCAUCGACAAAACCACCUCAAACAUCCCACCACCCGAGUAUCGUAUCUACCUUAACGAUCUUCCGACCAAUGACUUCAAUGCUGUCUUCAAGAUCCUGCCUGACUUUUACAAGCAGUUGAACAUGGAUCGGUGCCAAAAGCACGAAUCAAGUGUCUUCAUCGCGGGUUAUCCGGGCAGUUUUUAUGGUAGAUUGUUUCCGGACAAAUGUCUUCACUUCAUCUACUCAUCUUACAGUUUGCAUUGGCUCUCUAGGAUUCCUCCGGGUCUUUAUGACAAGGAAGGUAGAUCGAUUAACAAAGGUAAAUUUUACAUCUCCAAAUCGAGCUCGCCAGAAGUCUCAAAAGCGUAUUUCAAUCAAUUCCAAGAAGAUUUUACGUUGUUUCUGCAAUCAAGGUCAAAAGAACUGUUGUCUGGAGGUCGGAUGGUGCUUAUUUUGUUAGGAAGGAGAGAUCGAAGCCAUGUUGAUAGGGGCAACUCGAUCCUAUGGGAACUUCUUUCACGGUCAUUUGCCACCUUAGUCUCUAAGGGAGAAGUUAAGCAAGAAAAGGUGGACGAGUAUGAUGCUCACUUUUAUGCACCCUCGAGGAAUGAAAUUGAGGAUGAAGUAAAGAAAGAAGGGUCUUUUGUAAUGGACCGGUUUGAAAUGUUCGAAAUUGAACACCGCUCGGGUCUCUAUACGAGUCAUGGAACCGAAGUGGCGAGGACCAUUCGAGCGAUUCAAGAGUCGAUGCUUUCCCAACACUUCGGAGAAGAAAUCCUUGACAACUUGUUUGAAGAUUAUGGAAAUUUGAUUGAUGAAGAAAUGGCUAUAGAAGAUAUUAAGCCCAUAAGUUUUAUUGUUGUUCUUAAAAAGUUAUGAUUUUAAAGAGAUGUAGGCAUUAUUGCAAGUGUAUGUAGCAUGUAUGUUAGCGUGAGUAAGUUAUAUUUGUAUUAUAUGUUAUAUACAGUUUAUAUUUUAUGUAAUUUUU